CGAGAUCUCGUACCCUCUAGCGGAGCUUUCCUCGCCGCACCACCAACUUGUCACCAAAGAUGGCGAUUUGCUGAGUGCUCAUGGAUACACACAUUUCUCGGCUAGUUGUUAUCUUACCCGAAACGCCAACUUUAAAAACAAAUUAACUGUUUAGCGAACCACUGUUUCUUUGUUUGAAGCACCUCUGACCCAGCGUCAGUCGCCGCUACCAUGCAGAUCACACUUAAAACGCUGCAGCAGCAGACUAUUCAGAUUGAGAUAGACCCCGAACAAACGGUGAAGGCCUUGAAAGAGAAGAUAGAAGCAGAAAGGGGAAAAGACAACUUUCCUGUAUCCGGGCAGAAGCUGAUAUAUGCUGGGAAAAUUUUGCAAGAUGACACACCAAUUAAGGACUACAAAAUUGAUGAGAAGAACUUUGUUGUAGUGAUGGUGUCCAAGGCUAAGCCUGCAGCUGCAGCCUCACCAUCAGUCUCAGAAGCACCCAAACCCCCAGUACAGGACUCUGGCUCCACAUCAACAGCUGCCCCGACUACAAACCCAACUCCAGCCCCAGCCCCAGCCCCUGCAGCUGUCCCCAUUCCUAGCGGGGAGGCCAAAGAGGAGUCAAGUGCCGUAGCCACAGAACCACAACAACCAGCUAGCUCCAGUGGUGGAAGUCAGGGCCUGGAUGCAUCCUCGACGCUGGUGACUGGAGCGGAGUAUGAGGCGAUGCUGACGGAGAUCAUGUCUAUGGGCUAUGAAAGGGAGAGAGUUGUGGCUGCGCUACGGGCCAGUUUCAACAACCCCCACAGAGCUGUGGAGUACCUUCUUACUGGUAUCCCUAGCAGCCCAGUCCAGGAGAGUAAUCCCCCAGCGCAGGCUCCCACAUCUGGAACCACAGAAGCUCCGUCUGUACCAGAAGGAGAGAACCCACUUGCAUUCCUGCGCACUCAGCCCCAGUUCCUGCACAUGAGACAGGCCAUCCAGCAGAACCCUGCUCUGCUUCCCGCUCUCCUCCAGCAGCUAGGCCGGGAGAAUCCUCAGCUUCUACAGCAAAUCAGUCAGCAUCAGGAGCUGUUUAUCCAGAUGUUGAAUGAACCAGUGGGAGAGGGGGGAGAUGCACCAGAGGUUGGAGAGAUGGGGGCAGCAGGGGAGGAAGGCGCGCCCGUCAACUACAUCCAGGUUACACCUCAGGAGAAGGAAGCCAUUGAAAGGUUAAAAGCGUUGGGUUUCCCUGAGGCUCUGGUGAUUCAGGCCUAUUUCGCCUGCGAGAAGAACGAGAACCUGGCGGCCAACUUUCUCCUCAACCAGGGGCUGGAAGACGACUGAACGGCAGAGGAUCACUGCCUUCCUGCUCCUCCCUCCUACCCUUCACCCCUCUUCUUCAGCUCAGCAUAAAGACUGCACCCCCAGAUUUUACUGUACAACCUCAGCUCAACCCAAACAGGAGGGGGGAAGCCAGUGACGGGAGAAGGGUGGAGGGGGUGGGAGAAGAGGGGUGGCGGGGCAGGGGAAGGGAAGGGGAGAUGGGGGAGGGUUUAGGUUUUGGAGGGAUUACAAGUACACAAGGUCGGCGGUUGUGUGCAGGAUGGUCGGGGCGGUUUUAAAGAAGAAAAAAAAAGUGUGGAAGAAUUAUGAAAUCCACGUGAAUUCCAAUGGAAUGUGUGGGGUUUGUUUAGGGGAGAUCUAUAAUUUGAUUUUAGACGCGCUUUGUGAACAUUAGGGAGGGGGAGGGAGGGGCGGGGCAGUGAGAGUGUGUGCUCGUGUCUGCGUGUGUGUCCACGUAUGCCUGUGCAGAUGGGUGCGAUACAGUUAAGCUGAAAAAGUAAUCAAUCUCGCAUUCUCUAAGUUUGUUAAUGCUGUAGCCGGGAUUGUAAGGAAGCACAUUACUCCUCACCGCACAUAAUCUGUGUGUGAGUGUGUUUGUGUGUCUGUGCGUGCGUGUGCAUGUGUGUGUAAACUGCUCGUGUGUACAGUUGUAAGCCGACAGUGGAGGAACACCAUUUGGCAUAGAUGGUCUGGUUCUUGCUGCCCCCCCCUUUUUUUUUUCCUGUGUGUCUGAUGUGACAUUGCUGGGAACCAUCGGCCCAAAUGAGAACUAAACUGACAAAUGAGUAUCUGGUUUUCCUGUUCCUCACUUUGUCCUGCCCAGUCAGGAGUCCCUGCAAACACUGUGCCCGCCUACUCAAACAUCUGAGGGUUUUAUGUGCGCUGACAGCUUCUGGUGCUAAUUAACACUACUCAUAAACAUCUGCUGACGCAUCACGUUUUACAAGCUUCCAGUGGUGUACUCUGUAAGAACACGACUUUAACUUGUGGUGGCAGGUGUAUGUGCCGAGGAUUAGCGUAUGCAGUGCCAGGUCACCAUCGCUUUGCAUCGGUUCAUACUCAUGAGGCUUUAGAUGAACACAGCUGGUGCUGUACAGCUGUUGUUCCGAAAUAACCUUUCAAAGAGACAAACUUCUAAAUGACAAUCACGAAGGAAAAACCCUACAAUAAUAACUAGGAAUGAAUGACCUAAUGCAGUGAAUUUAUAUUUCAAAGAAUUUCUCCAUAUUGAUGUGUAUGAGUCACUCAGUUCACAGAGAAGACUGCGUCAUGUAAACCGUUAAUUAGCAGAGCUUUGUAGCCGCCUCUUCUUUUUCUAACUCAACAGGUUGCAUUAGAGUAGACUUGUUAUGCUUUUCCUUUUUUCUGUCAUAUUUAUGUAGUGUUAAAAUUAUGGAAUAAUAAACAUAGCAAAGAGUUUCAACUAAUGAUUCAUGUGUAUAUACAGGCAGGUGUCAGACUGCUUUAAAUGAUCACUUUCAGGCAGUUUUUUCUUCUCUUGGCUCUGUAUGAUGUCACAGAGAGGGGCGUCCCUAAGGCACGGCAGCCCCACCCACCUGCUGCUCAGAUCUUCUGUUUCUUGAGAGUCUAGUUUAAGAUGAGGAUUAUUUUGAGCUGCGAGUCAUGCGUCGCCUCUCUAGCAGAGUCCAAGAAUAAAAAUGCAGCGCUAAAAGUGAGCAUGAUAGUUCCCCUUUAAGAACAAGUGAUCUCAUUGUUGUCUGAUUACUACCUUGAUACAGUGUAGUAACAUGUCUGGGGUGUUUACAAAAGCUUUUUCUCUUUUUUAUUUCAGUUUCCUUCUAAAUCAGCUUUCGGACACUAAAAAAAUAAAAGGAAAGGUCUGGAAAUCAAAUAAGCCUUCCGCUUCCUCGUGGAGCAGAUAACCUGUAAUCAUCCUGGUUUGUGGCAAAUUGUCGUUUGAACUGAAUUUAAAGUGAUGUGGCUGAAUAGGAGCGUGAAUAAAGCGGAGAUUCAGUUAUGCUAAAUUCACUUAGCUGUCAUUGUCUGAAUCUUGUGACACAGAGUCUGAGAGGGCCAUGCAGAAAAACAUGCUCCUCUUCCCUUUAUAGUCUGAUUGGCUAGUUUCCUGUUACCGUGUGUAAUGUGUAGUUAUCAUUAAGAACAAAAACCCACUAAAGUCAUUUGAGAUGUUGGCCCUUGCACACCUGCCCCCGAUCAUAAGGCCGGGCUCUUACUUUGCAGUAGUGUUGAUCGACACACAGAGGCGCGCACGGGUUGGAUUGAAGGCUACAAGUGCACACAAAGCAGCUAAUGAGGAGUAAUGUGAGGACCAGAUCUGAUCCAUCAUCACCAUCAUACCCACUGUAUGUACACACGGGCUAAUGACCCACUACAGAUGACGGUGUUUUGAAGCUUUGCUGACCCGGGCCCUGUUCUUCACACGUGUUGGGUGACUAAAACCAGCUAGCAUGCUGCUAUCAGGCUAAAACAGAGUGAAUUGUCACACAGUUUAUUUGGUCUGAAAGCAGCCUGAGGACUGAUCACCUUGGAUGAAGUUCUCAGUGCGUGGAGCUGGAGCCGGAACUCCAAUCGGCACAGUAGCUUUAAAAUAGUUCUGCAGGUUAAUUUAGGAUUUUUAAUGUUUAAAAAGAUACAUUGUCAUUCUGAUGUCUAUCUUUUAAUGGGUUGUGCGUUUUUGUUUUUGUUUUUUGUCAUGCAUAGAUACAGUUAAGAUUAAAGACACAGUUAUGGAUUUUAUUAAGACAUUUGGAUCAGAAAAUGAAAGUGGGAUUCCACAACUCUGGCUUCCAAGAACCAAAACAGUCCAGGUCUCGUAUCAUAUUAUCAGCAAACCUUGAACGACUUGAGGCGUCCACACGCGGAGAACGGGGCCCCGGUUUGUGGUGUGUGAGGUGGGGAUGUGAUGUGGGUCUGCAAGGAGACGGUAACUGUUCACUGCAGUCUCAUCCUGUGUGUGUGUGAGGGCAGUUUAUACUGACAGCUGUCCUACAGCAUCAACAUGAUCUUAGACUAUGCUGUGCUACAUUAAAUAUCAGCAGUCUUUCAGGC
Molecule: messenger RNA, 4338 nt
Organism: Oreochromis niloticus (Nile tilapia)
Lineage: Eukaryota; Metazoa; Chordata; Actinopteri; Cichliformes; Cichlidae
Gene: rad23aa
Product: RAD23 homolog A, nucleotide excision repair protein a
Exons: 9
Coding region: 211-1308 (365 amino acids)
Biological process (GO): nucleotide-excision repair; proteasome-mediated ubiquitin-dependent protein catabolic process
Cellular component (GO): cytosol; nucleoplasm
Molecular function (GO): proteasome binding; ubiquitin binding; damaged DNA binding
Source: RefSeq, a predicted model, not a curated record